AGAACCGCUGUGACCGCAGCCAUGAUGACACCUGAAGACACCAGGCAAUGCGCGGCUGAGCGGGGGGAAGCCAAGGGCGAAGUGAAGGGCGACACCUUCCCAGUGGUGCAGGGGACGCCUAUAGGCGUUCCCGUUGGCGCCCCUCAGAUACCGAUGGGUGUUGUGGUGGCCGUGUCAUCUUUGACGGUUGAGGUGGGCGUCCCCGUUGGCGCUCCUCAGAUGCCGAUGGUGGCCGUGUCACCUCUGAAGGUAAAGGAGCAGGAAGUGCUCAACUACCGCGCCGCGGUGCUUCUUCUUUCGGGGCUGGACAUCGCCGCGACCCUGCUGAAGACCGCCGCGUUGCUGGCCAGCACGAGGAACUUGGUUUGGUUGGCCCUGGCUCUCUUCAUCUUGGGGCCGCUGAGUGGCAUGGUGGGGGCAAAGACCUUGAACCACAGCCUGGUCUCAGUUUACUUUGCCUUUUGUGGUUUAAAAACUGCCGCGGAGAUUGCAUUCGCGAUCAACAUGUGGGAGUGGAACGUCCUUUUUGUUGUGAUGCAGGUGUGGAUCAUCAAAAUCGUGGCUGCCUUCCUUUCUGCCUUGGAGCGGAUCUCCCCGGAGCGACGCUCCGAACUGUUGGACCUGAAAGAUGUGGCUGUUCACAGGGUCUACUGGUAGCUCGUGUUGACCCAGCGCGGGGCAAGUGGCGUGACCACUUGAACACCCUGCGUUUUGGUACCUAGAAGUGACCAGAAAACGUCCACUUGUGUAGUUUUUUUAUCUGUGGAGCGGACGGCAAGUGUCGUGUUUAUCAAACUUUUGGGUGGUGCUCAUUUGUUGACAUAACACCAGUCACGCUUGGCCUGACCAAGCUGCUGGAUGUUGGCCCAACUUUGGGAAUCACCGUUCGGAGAAUGCGUUUGGGCCAAGCAAACAUGUACAGGGCGUUGUACAGUCUAAUUAAGAUUUAGUUAGGCCGACAGGACGUGUUUUCCAUCUUGUCAGCUACGCCUGUCAAGAUACAGAAUUUUGGACUGCGAACGGGUCCUCAUGGGGGAGUGUUU
Messenger RNA from Cladocopium goreaui, 1043 nucleotides. Lineage: Eukaryota; Dinophyceae; Suessiales; Symbiodiniaceae. The record is from the annotation of a GenBank genome assembly.